Molecule: messenger RNA, 438 nt
Organism: Mesorhabditis belari
Lineage: Eukaryota; Metazoa; Nematoda; Chromadorea; Rhabditida; Rhabditidae
Source: the annotation of a GenBank genome assembly
AUGCAUUUCGUGUUGUCGACCACGACGGCUUUACCAUCAACAAAUGUGUCAACGGUGGCCGAUCGGGGGAUCGAGCUGGCGCUUCCAUUCGUCCUGGCCGUCUAUUCAAUGCCAGCACUUCUAAUUGCUGUCGUGUGUCUAAUCGUUAAAUGGAGGCCUUGUUACGAGUUCUCCGGUCCAUUGCACAUUUGUCGAUGGUAUUGUCUAUGUUGUUCAAGGGAAACUCUUGAUGAAUUGACUGCAAAUGAUCGACAUCUUAUUUUGGCUAUUGAUGUUGAGAGUCUCGCCUCCGACACAGCCUCAAUGAGAUCAAAAAGUUCGAUGAAAGAAAAAAGUCAACGAUUUGAGCUGGUUGAUAGAAGCCUCCUCCCUAAACCAGUUGAUCAAAUCUUUGAAGACGAGCCGACAAUUGAUGAUGAUGACGAGUCUUCUUUCGAU